Molecule: messenger RNA, 2471 nt
Organism: Chironomus riparius
Lineage: Eukaryota; Metazoa; Arthropoda; Insecta; Diptera; Chironomidae
Source: the annotation of a GenBank genome assembly
GUUUGAUGUAGUUCUUGAAAUAAACUUAAUUGAAUUAAAAUUGAUUUAAAACAUUAAAGUAAAUCUAAUAAGCAAGAUUAAAACUGCAAGUGAUACAUUUUAAAGGACAAAUAAUAAUCACAGUGAUUUACAAUUUGUGGGAUUUUCAUGAAUUUUAUCAGUGAAAUUUAGCAUCGCGUGACUUUUGAGGUCAAUUUUAUGAUUUGUUUAUAAACAAUUCUCGAUAAUGAAGCCGAAGAGCUUAUUAUUGCUAAUAUUUUUUGUCAUUAUUACCAAAGUUCAUGCCGAGUUGAUUGAUUGUAAUUUUGAGGUUGAUGACGUGCAAUUUUAUGACGGAUUUGAGGGUGAGCACAAGGAUGUAUUAAGUUAUGGCUGCAAAAUUCAAAAUAUUGGAGUAAAUGAUGAAGGAAAUGACAUUAAAGUUAAUGGAGAUCAUAUGGAAAAUCAGACAGACGAGGACGUUACUUACUUUAUAAAUGAAAUUGAAAUUGUGGAUUAUUUAGCCAGUUUUACUUCAGAUUUGUGUUCAAAAUAUCCAAAUUUAAUGAUGAUUCACUUAAGAUUUUUUGAUAUUGAAAAAUUAGAAGAAAAUUCUUUGGAAAAUUGUCAAAAUUUGAAAAUUUUAAAUUUUUACGGCAACAACAUUACUGAAAUUCCAGAAAAUGUAUUCUUUCAAAAUCAUGAACUUACUGAAAUUAACAUAAUCCACAAUGAACUUACAACAUUACCGCAAAAUUUAUUUGAGAAUCAAGCAGAGCUUCAAUGGCUGAAUCUUCGCGUAAACCAAAUCAACUCUUUGCCUUCGAAAAUCUUCAAACCACUUCAAAAACUUCAUAUUUUAAAUCUUGGUGCAAACAAGCUUCAAAACAUCAAUUCCGCAUGGUUUGAAAGUCUCGAGGAUUUAAAGGAAUUGUUCCUCGAUGAAAAUCAAAUUUCUCAAAUUCAUCCAGACGUUUUCAGACCCUUGCAAAAUCUUGAAGGCUUGGAUCUCAGCUUUAAUGAUUUCAUAAGUCAAAAAUAUGAUCAAUAUAAGCACGUUAAAAGCUUGAAAAGCUUAAGUUUGGGUGCAAAUGAGCUUCGUGAUUUACCAAAAAAGAUAUUUUUACCAUUAAAGAAUUUAGAAAAAUUAUGGCUUUAUGGCAAUCAACUAAGUGUUGUUCAUUCAGAAUGGUUUGGUGUUCAUAAGAAUUUGGUAAAACUAGAUUUAUUCUACAAUAAGGUCACUGCUGUUGAUGAGAGAUUAAUCGAAAAUUCUCCAAUUGCUGAGGUCGAUAUGGAAGGAAAUGUUUGCAAUAAUCAGACUUUUGAGGACAGAAUUGAAAUGAGAGCCAAUUUGAGCUUAUGCUUUAGUAAUUACAAAGGGCAAUAUCCUUCAUCGGGAACAACAAGAAGACCAUAUCAACCGGUAAGGACUUAUGCUACUCGCGGAACUACACAAAGGACAAUAUCUUCAAUAAAAACGACACGAAAACUCAGAAUAACAACAGCAACAACACAAAAAUCAACAACUGCAUCCUCAACAUUAGAAGAACCAAUAAUUAUAAAUUGUGGAAAAACAAUCACUGGAGUUCAAACUGUCGUUGGUGGAACACAAACUCCUCGCGGUGCUUAUCCAUGGAAUGUAGCUCUCUUACACAAUAAGAAUACAACUCAACUUAAAUAUAAAUAUUUCUGUGGGGGAACUUUAAUAUCGAAUAAAACGGUCGUUACAGCUGCCCAUUGCCUCAAAGGUAAAUUCGGAAGUCAUGAAUUUGAGGCAUCUGACAUUAUUGUCGCCCUUGGGGUUCAUGAUUUGAAGAAGUCAUUUGAGUCAGGACGCACUAAUAUUGCUGUGAAGUAUGUCUAUGCUCAUCCUGAUUGGAACUCAAAUAUUGCAUCAUUUGAAGCUGACAUUGCUGUUUUGGAAUUAGAGCAUGAAAUUCAAUUUACUAAUUUUAUUCAGCCAAUUUGCUUAGCACAUUCAGGUCUGAAUUCCGUUGCAACUGGAUUUGUUGCUGGGUUUGGUAAAAGUGAGGCUGGUCAUGUUGAAAAUAUUGCAAGAACUGUCACGGUUCCAAUCCAUGAUAGUAAAGUUUGUGCUGAAAGUAAGGAUCACGAGUCAAUUUUAGGUGCACGAUCAAUUUGUGGAGGCUCAGCUGAUGGAAUUGGUGUUUGUGAAGGUGACAGUGGCAGUGGAUUGAUAAUUCAAAAAGAUGGAAUUCAUUUUAUUCGUGGAAUUGUUUCAGCAUCAUUGUAUGCACCACUUUAUGGUUGCAAUGUUCAAGCUUAUUCUGUGUUUACAGACAUCACAAAGUUCCGUAGCUGGGUGAUGACACAAGAAGAUCCACAUACUCAACUGUUGAGAAUUCAAGCAGAAAGGGAUGCUUACAAAAAUAAAUUGAAAGAAUUAGAAGAAGCAAAAAAAAUCAGAGCUAGAAGAUCAUUAUAAAAGAAACAGAUUGUGUUUCUUAAUGUUUGUCAAAUCGGAUCUG